Molecule: messenger RNA, 1140 nt
Organism: Mollisia scopiformis
Lineage: Eukaryota; Fungi; Ascomycota; Leotiomycetes; Helotiales; Mollisiaceae
Exons: 2
Coding region: 145-1140 (331 amino acids)
Source: RefSeq, a predicted model, not a curated record
UGCACCCAUCUUCGCAGCGCACGUUCCAACGCGUCUAUUUCGUGGCAAGAGGUUUUCGCAAAGCGACCUAAGAAAAACAAAACAAAACAUCACACCAUCAAUCCAACAUCGCAAUCACCUAGGACCACGAACCGCCGAUCGACAAUGGAGGAAUUUGAAUUCUUUCCGGAGCUUCCCAAGGAGUUACGUUUGCUGAUUUGGGAGACAGCUUUGGGUCUGGAGGAACCGAGAAUCGUGUCAAUCCAGCAAAAAUGCUUGAAGAAAACAAUUGGAGCUUGGGAGAAGGAGAACAAUGCCAUCUGGCCACCGCUCGACAGAAGAACGCAUCCAAGACAAGCAGGGAGAGCUGAGAGGACAGGAUAUGCGAGCAAAGCGCAGCUCGAGGAACAAGGAAGACGUGCUCGGGGUUGGAUCUCGAAGCUGUCGGGACGAUCUUACAAAAAAGCUAGUUUGAUGGGGGUCGCAUGCAAUACACCACCACCAUCACUGUUGCUAGUAUCCCAUGAAGCUCGCGACGUGGCUCUGAAGCGUUACAGUCUUAUUCUUGCGUGUCCUCAGUCGAACCCCGAGACAUACUUCGACUUCACCUUGGAUACUCUUUACAUGACCUGGCGCAAUUUCAACAGAUACCGACUAAAACCUACCAGCCCUGCGCCCCAGCUUGAUGUCUGGAAUGGUUUCAUAGAUUUCGAUAAUCUUUUCAAAGUCGAAAGAUUGGCCAUCCAAGUAAUUUCAUCUCGGAAAACUCACUUCGACGAGAAAAGGGUUGCAGAAGUACUAAGGGUCUUUCCAAGUGUCAAGCAGCUCUCUCUGGUUGCUCAGCAUUAUCACGACUCGAACUUAUCAGCCCUCGAACAGUCUGAUCUCUGCCUUACCGACGACCCAAUCGAUGUUGAGGAGGCAUUCAAUGCGUACCACAAUUUCGAGUAUAAUGAGGACGAAUUUCAUAGCUACUACGGAUUCUGGACGCUGCCUGUAAUCCAAGAAAGUACAUUAUUGCCUCGAAAAACGAGAGCCGAGUUGGAGGAAUUACAGAAAGACUGUGAGCGCACGAUAGGGGAGAUCGACGAGCGAAUAGCGGAAGCUGAGGAAGGAAUGUGGGACAAUGAGUACGAUAUGUAUGAGCCUAAUUCUGAAUGA